This is a messenger RNA of Dacryopinax primogenitus, 968 nucleotides long. RefSeq lists its product as uncharacterized. Bases 17 to 871 code for a protein of 284 amino acids. The record is from RefSeq and is a predicted model, not a curated record. The transcript has 4 exons. Lineage: Eukaryota; Fungi; Basidiomycota; Dacrymycetes; Dacrymycetales; Dacrymycetaceae.
CGGGCACAACUGCAACAUGUCCCUCGAUACGUUGACGUCAGUAUAUAAAGCCGUCACUCGUCCAUUGCCUGUUCUAGGCGUUCCGCCAUUGGACAUAAUCGGCGCAGUUCGACUGAGCGUCGCAUUGCGACAGAUUCGUGGUAUCCUCUCGGGGUCGUCAGGAAGCAAGACUAGACCGGGGAUCGACAACGAGUUGGUGCGGAACAUCUGGACCAACUGGACAGUAGUGUGGGGUGGGGAAACGAUUCUUUGUGCUCUCCUCGCCCAAACGCCUUCUUUCCUCCUCUCACCCGUGUACCCUUUGCUUUUCCUGCUCGGCGAAGUCUUUGCAUAUUGCUGUCCGGUCCCACCUGCUCCAAGCCUUCCCGCCGAACUGCCACUGUCUAUCGUGGAUGCCUUCACCCGCGUUGGGCUCCUGACAACACUGGCAUUCAUCCCAAUACUCUCACACCCCGUGCCAGAAGUAGCCCAAUCUCCCCUCGCCUUGAUCAUUGCAUCUACCCUGUUGGCUAAUGGUGGCUUCUUCCUGGUUACCAGUGCCUCCAUGCUCUCUCCUCAAGGUUGGAAACCUUCCACUCCAACUGAGCUCAGACCUUACGGUUGGACUGCCGUCGAUCUAUGGUCCGCUGGCCUGGUAACAAGCAUCUUUGCCAUCAUGACAAGAUCUCAGCCGUGGUGGGGCUGGGUGUACGAUGUCCUGUUUAACACAUAUUGUGCGAUAGCUCCCGGGGUCUGGCAAGUGGAAGAGGCGCCCAUUUUCGACACAGACAAGGCCCGUUCGAUUUGCCUUCUACUGCUCAUCAUUCAGUUCAGUGCAAGGGCCAUGUGGAAUCACAGUUCGCCUUAUAUCAAGACAUUGGGCCGGGCAUAAAGAUUCUCACUUGCAUAACAAACGUGGACGGACAGUGCUCCCACCGAAUGGAUAGUAGAGUUGCACAUAUCGCGUGUAAAUAUAUACAAAGAACUUA